Molecule: messenger RNA, 1584 nt
Organism: Euleptes europaea (tarantolino)
Lineage: Eukaryota; Metazoa; Chordata; Lepidosauria; Squamata; Sphaerodactylidae
Gene: PTX4
Product: pentraxin 4
Exons: 3
Coding region: 1-1584 (527 amino acids)
Source: RefSeq, a predicted model, not a curated record
AUGGUGUUGGGGUGGGCCCAGAGACUCUUGCUGGUCAUCCUGAUUCUGGCCGGGGUCUGUCUCCAGGGCAUCCAGCUGCAACAGGCCAGACCAGGGGAGCAAAGGAAGCCUUUCUUUGAAAGAUUUCGGCGCCUGGAAGAGCAGUUCCGCCGUUUUCAAGAGGUAACCCUGAUGCGCCUCCAAGAGAUUGCAGCCAAUUACAACAUUUCCUACAACAUAGACGCCAGCUUCGCGCACCUGCAGAGCAGACACGACGCCCUGGAGUUCGCGGCAAACGCGACGCACGCCGCCAUGCAAGAGGAGCUCCAGCAUCUGAAAAGCUGGGCAAAGAAACUGCAGAACAGAACCAAGAAGGCAGACCGGAGGCUCCUGGCCCUGCAAGAAUCCUUGCAGGAGAGGGAGCAGCAGGGCGCCGCAGAGAGGCAGAGGCACGAAGCCCUCCUGUCCAACCUGACUCAAGAAGUUGCAGAGGGCCGGAGGGACACCCAAGCGGUACGGGCCAGCCAGGGAAGCCUGCAGAGGGUGCUGGAGAGCCUGCAGGACGCCCUGAAGAACCAGGGAGCCAAGCUGGCCGAACUGGAACAGCUGGUGAAGAGUCCCCCUGGGCACAACGAAGUCCUCUUGCCCAGCCCCCUGGCGGCAGCUCCCCUGCUGGACCGGGACCCCCCGGAGAAGGAGCCGGAGGAGGCCGGCGGACAGAGUCCGACCUUGAAGAAACUGCGGGCCAAACACCGGCAAAAGAAGAAACUGCAGCAGGAGCACCGUCGCCUGGCAGCCCAGGUGCAGAACGGAUCCCUGCUGGGCCAGAAGCCACAUCCGCAGGGGACGGAGCCGGAGUCGCCCCCUCGGCCGCAGCCUCAAACACUCAGGCAGGAGCGCCCAGUCAUGGACAAGGCCUUUGAAGAUCGGGAGGGGCCCAAAGCCCCUCGUCCCCCAGGAACAAUCUGCAACGUGGGUGCCAUGCUGGUUUUCCCCAACGCUUCCACGGAGAACUUUGCCACCUUCGGGCUGAGCUUCCACACCAGCCUGCUGGAGCUCAGCCUCUGCAGCUGGGUGAGGACCGGCGCACGCUACCUGGGCACCAUCCUGUCCUACGCCACCGAGGACAACGACAACAAGCUGGUGCUGCAUGGCAGAGACGCGGCGCCCCGCAACGCCGUCCACUUUGUCAUCGGAGAUCCGGCCUUUCGGGAGCUGCCGGUGGGGCGGCUCCUCGACGGCCGGUGGCACCACCUGUGCAUCAUCUGGUCCUCCAUCCAGGGCCGGUACUGGUUCUACGUCGACAGGAGGCUGGCUGCCAUGGGCUCCAGGUUCCAGAAGGGCUACGAGAUUCCCGGGCGAGGGUCUCUCAUCCUGGGCCAGGAGCAGGACACGCUCGGUGGGGGGUUUGAACCCUCCGAGGCUUUCGUGGGGUUUCUGGCCGGUUUGGCCAUGUGGGACCGUGCGCUGUCGCCAGGGGAGGUAUCCGGCAUCGCCACCGGGAAUGGCCUCCCUCGGGGCCCGAUCCUCUCUCUGGCGAACGUCACACAGCUCAGCGGGGCCGUGCAGAAGGUCAGCUGCACCUGCCUCGAACACUGCCUGUGA